Messenger RNA from Didymodactylos carnosus, 1563 nucleotides. The record is from the annotation of a GenBank genome assembly. NCBI's taxonomy places the organism in Eukaryota, Metazoa, Rotifera, Eurotatoria, Philodinida, Philodinidae.
AUGAAAAUUCAGGGUAACUGGAAAACAGAGAGGCGUCUUAUGAGUAAAACAUUUGAAAUGUCUUUUUUUCCGUAUGCAAUCAAAAAAUGGAACGAAUUAAACGAUGAGUUGCGAGCAUUUGGUAGUCUGGUUAUGGCUGCUAUCAUUUUAGUUUUGGCUUAUUUUUUACGAUCCAAUGAUGGUGAAGAUUCAUCGAUUCCAUAUGCCACAUAUGGAAGCUAUCCUGUUAUUGGUCAUCUGCUUUCUUUCCUACGUUGUCGAACGAAGCUCUUGUUAGAAUGUGGUCAACAAUACGGUCAAUGCUUCAGAAUAAAAGUGCUUAAACAACGAUUUACAAUGAUAUUAUCCUAUGCCGAUUGGAUGACCAUUAUACGAAAUCAAUCACUGAAAUUUGACGGAAUUGAUUUCGGUAUAAAAAUAUUCGGUAUAUCCCCUGCCCUUCUUAAGUUUGAUGCAGACGGCCACCGUUUGUAUGUUCAACAUUUGAAAAAUCGCGAUGGCCUUCGCCCGAUGGUUGUUGAAUUUGUUCGUCGGACGCGCAAGUUAAUGAAAAAUGAAAAAGUAGCACUUGAAAAGAAUGGUACUGUGUUAAAUUGGAUAUCAAGUGGUCUGUUAGAAUUCAGUCAUCAUAUGCUUUAUCAACCUUCAACUCUUGCACUGAUUGGAGAAAUCGAUCCAUCUUCGCUUGAAAACGAUUUUCGUGUGUUCGACAAGAGUUUUCAUUAUUUUAUCAUACCCUUUCCUCGCUGGGUCUAUUCAUGGUUCCUGCCACGCGAGUUGAAAGCACGUUCUCGCUUAAAUGCCUCGUGGCUCAAAAAUCGAGAUCCACCACAUGCAUCAGAAUUUCAUCGGGAUCGAUUAGCGCAUUUAUCCAACAAUUCGCAUUGGCUUUCGAAUGAAGAUUAUGGUGGUCUUCUAACGGGUUUCUUUUGGGCAUCAUUAGGUAACACUAUUCCGGGCGUUUUUUGGUCACUGUUCUAUAUUUUACGAGAUGCGAAAGCUCUUGAGACUAUCAAAGAAGAAAUUAACACACAUCUGCCAGAUGUUCCAUUGAAUGCCGAUGAUAAUGAUUCUCUUGCGGAAGACUGGACACCAGAGCAGUUAGAUUUAUGCGCUUAUUUGGAAAGCGCAAUAAACGAAACUCUUCGACUAGUCGGCGCACCUUUUAUGACGAGAAAAUGUUUUCGAGAAACUCAGAUUGUCUUACAGGAUGGACGCACCUUAAAUAUCAAGCCGGAUGAAACUGUCGCUUGGUUUGGUGGUGCAAGCCACUUUGAUCCAAAUAUGUUUCCAGAACCAACCACAUUUGUCUUCGAUCGGUUUCUGAAUAAGAAAGCUGAGACUGUUCCGGGUUUCAUGCCAUUUGGAGGUGGUAAGAGUAUUUGUCCCGGACGAUUCUUUGCAAAAUAUGAAAUCAAAACAUGUGUAGCCAUGCUCUUGCGAUAUAUGGAAUACAAACUUGAAGUCAUAGAAACAAUUCCAACCCAAGUGUUGCCUCGUAUAGGUGUUGGUAUUGCACCACCCAGUAGAGAUAUACCAAUUAUGUACCGAUAUAAAAUAUAA